Stylophora pistillata is the source of this 420-nucleotide messenger RNA. RefSeq lists its product as uncharacterized. Lineage: Eukaryota; Metazoa; Cnidaria; Anthozoa; Scleractinia; Pocilloporidae. The record is from RefSeq and is a predicted model, not a curated record.
AUGAAUGGAAUACAGCAUCUUACUCCAGCCCCUUACCAUCCAAGAACAAAUGGAUUGGCUGAACGCUUUGUAAGGACAAUGAAGGAAGCUUUGAAGAGUGACAAAAGCAAUGCAAGUCUCAGGUACAAACUUGACACUUUCCUUAUGAAGUACCGCAAUUGUCCACAGACUACAACUGGUAAUUCUUCAGCUGUCAUGCUGAUGGGACACCCUUUACGCUGUCGUCUGGAUCUUUUAAAACCAGACAUAACCCGUGCAGUUGAAAAGUCUUUUGUCGCAGCACCACCAUCCAAACAAAUGCGUCAUUUCAACAUUGGUACACCUGUUCUAGCCAGAAAUUAUGGAAGAGUUCAAGUUUUAGUGUGGGGGAAUGAUGUGUAUGACAUAUAUGACGUAAUAAGUCAUGGGAUUCAUGGGUAA